AUGAUACAUCAAAUUAACAUCAUUAUAAUUUAUUUUUACAUAACGUUGUGCGUUAGUGUUGAAGGCCGUUCCAUUCCUGUUGAGAUUAUUAGUGACAGAAAUCGCACAUUCUCAACAUUAGCCUCAAAGUAUGGAUACCACGUCGACGAGCUGGAUGUAACCACAGAAGAUGGAUAUAUUUUGAAAAUGUAUCACAUCCCUGGCGACAGGACUAGGCCAGUUCUUCUCCUACCUGGGAUGAUGCAAGACGUUGAAGUAUUUAUAGUUAGAGGAAAUAAAUCCUUAGCAAUAACUCUCGCCACCAGUGGCUACGAUGUAUGGGCUCUUAACCCAAGAGGAGUCGGACAUUCUAGAAAACACGUUCACCUGAAUCCUGAUCUCGACUCGAAAUUCUGGGACUUUAGUUUCCAUGAAAAUGGAUAUUACGAUCUUCCAGCGGCGAUUGAUUUCAUUUUAGAAAGAACAAAUGAGCGGCAGCUGAGUGCAAUAGGUUACUCCCAAGGCAAUACAAUGUUUUAUGUGCUGGGAUCAACAAGGCCCGAGUAUAAUGACAAGAUCAAGGUAAUGAUAGCACUCGCUCCAAUUUGCUUCCUACAACACUUGAAACCACUCGUAUCCUUCUUUUUAACGAUGAUAUCUAUUAUUGGCAAUUUGUUACGCUCUAUUGGUGUGGAAGAAUUGUUAAAUGAUAACUCUUUGCUAAAACCUCUAUUUCAAAUGUUAUGUACUCAAAAGGGGAUAGGCUAUGAGCUCUGUACGCAAGGAAUAUUAUUCGUAGUUGGGGACAAUCAUCCGAAUGAAUUAGAACCUGAAUUUCUACCAAAAAUCUUUGUCAACUAUCCUUGCAGCGUGUCCAGUAAGAACGUAGUGCAUAUCGGUCAAGUUGUAUUACGCAGGAAAUUUGCUCAAUUUGACUACGGUCCCGAGCAAAACCUUGCUUUGUACAAUGCCCGCUCUCCACCGAAAUAUGAUUUACGAAAGGUGAGAAUGAAGAUAGCUGUGUUCUUGGGCGGCAACGACGGUUUAUCUACAACAGGAGAUACGGAACUUUUAAGGGACGAGUUGCCCAACGUUGUUGACUACCAUCUGUUUUCAGGGGAAAAGCUCAACCACUUAGACUUUGUAUGGGGACGGAAUAUGGACAAAUAUCUGUUCCCGCUCAUAUUACCUGUAUUAACUAAAUAUGAUUGA
Messenger RNA from Parnassius mnemosyne (clouded apollo), 1191 nucleotides. Lineage: Eukaryota; Metazoa; Arthropoda; Insecta; Lepidoptera; Papilionidae. The record is from the annotation of a GenBank genome assembly.